Messenger RNA from Charadrius vociferus (killdeer), 456 nucleotides. Its product is annotated as chromosome unknown open reading frame, human C16orf89. The record is from RefSeq and is a predicted model, not a curated record. Gene Ontology annotation, cellular component: membrane; cytosol. Lineage: Eukaryota; Metazoa; Chordata; Aves; Charadriiformes; Charadriidae.
AUGAAUCUUCUUUCUUUCUGCUUGGAUGAGCGGCCCUCAGAACAUGGGUUACUUCCUCAGCGUGCCCCAGUGGAAAGGCUGGUGAAGGAGUUGUCUUCUCUGACUGAAAAAGUGACAUAUUCUCAAGAUCACCUGUUCCUGAAUUACAAGAAUAUUUUCUGUGCUAGCAUGAUGAAAAUAAACUUAGAGAUUGAAAGCAACAGAUUCAAGUUUUCCUCUUGAGACCUCUUCAUGGGAAACAUUAUGUUGCAUGGCAUGUCUGGUUUCUCGGACUUCUACAAACGUGGACGAUGGCUGGAGAAGAUUCUCGCUUGGCCGAAGCCCAAGGGAGGAUACGUUGGCAGACCUAGUAAAGAUUUUGAACACACCUCUGGAGCAGCAGACCAAAAGCAACUGCUGAGGAGAUUUAAGAGAAGGGGAAAGUUGUUUGCAGGAGCGGCUUUCUCAUCUCCCUGA